CUCGAAUCGUCAAAUUUAUAAGCAAGUUUUUUACCCCCCCUCACCCAUCAAUCACCCACCCCCCAACUUUAAGCCCCAAAACCAAAAAUAAAACAUACGCACAAACUCGCAACUAAAGCUCAUCAUGUCCUUUACAGCUGCGCCCGGUGGAGAUCAGUACGUAGAGCUCAAUUCGCCGCUGAAGAAGCGUCGAGUGCAGCAGCAGCAGCAGCAACAACAACAACAACAACAACAGCCUCCAACAGUAGCAGCUGCAGUUGCAGUUGCAGUCGCAGCCGUUGUCGGGGAGGUCGUCUCGCCAGCAGGCGGAGCAACUGCAUCAGCCGAAGCCUCGCAGCAGAAUACGCCGCGUCUGACCUCUGGCGGCGAUUGUGUGGCCCAGCGCACGCGCUCCAAGACACUCACGCCCGAAGAGCUGCCUAGCACCAGCAGCGCUGCCGCAGCGCGCCACAACAGCAACAGCAGCAGCAGCAACAACUGCAGAAGCAGCAACAACCAGCAGUAUAGUGAGAGCAGCUGCCAGCACGUGAUUGGGGCGACGCCACAGCGUGGAGCAGCAGCUGCCCGCGCAGCAGCACGCAGCACAAGCAGCGGCGGCGGCAACAGCAGCAGCGGGGGCAACCUGCUCAACUAUUACCGCAAGACGCGCAAGGUGAGCCAUACGCGCGCCAAGCCAGCGGCAAAAACUGGAGCACAUCAGCAACUACAGCAGGAGGAUUUGAUUGGCAAAUUCGCGGAGACAAGCAACGCGCGACUGCAGGCCAGCAGCUCGGCGGUUAUAGCAGCCGCUGCCGCCAUUGACGCAGCUCGUCACGAGUCCAGCAGCAACAACAACGUCGCUGUGAAGCGUCUGGAUAAGAAGAGCAACAGCAGCAACAAGUACACAAAGUACCGCAAAAGCUUACGCAACUAUCAGCAACAGCUGCUCGCCAGAAUUGACGCCACAGCGGACAAAAUUGCCGGCGAGGACGACGCGCACGAGGAGCACAACGAGCAUCCGUACGGCAGCUUGGUGGAGCAGCAACAACAAGCAGCCGAAGCCGCAGAAGACGAGCGGGAGGCGAACAACGUAGACGCUGCAAACGCGCACUUUGAGGAAGCCAGCGGCAACAACUCUGCCGACGAGGACGACGAGCAGGAGCAGGAACAGGAGCCGGACGAAGACGAAGAUCAAGACCAGGAAGAGGAAGUGGAAGCCGAAGAGGAGGAGGUGGGUUUCUACGAGAUAGUCAACUCGGCGGAUUCAUCGUACGAGGAAGACGCCCAAAUUGUUGCCGAAGAGGACGAACUCAGCGAAGAGGAGGACGUCGACGACGAGGAGGACGACGAUCUUGAAGAGGAUUUCGACGAGGAAGAAGACGAGCUCUCAGAGGGUGAAUUCGCUGAGCAUAUUAUUGGUGAACUUGGUGCUUCGGAUGCUUUAACAUAUAGUUUGAUGGCACAACAGCAACAACAACAUCAAGCGCCAAAUGGACCGCCGCAUGCAGGUGGACAGCAAGUGACGUCAGGUACUAAUUCGGCCAAUCUCAGCAUUGUCGCAGCCGCAUUGAGCGCCGCACGCGACUCCGCAGUCAACGUCAACGUUAGCAGCGCAGUGGGCGCCAACAGCAGCAGCAGCGCUGGCGGCGGCGGCAGCGGCAACAUUGCCACAGCCGAGGUGGGACGUCUGCAGGCGCUGCUGGAGGCACGCGGCCUGCCGCCGCAUCUAUUUGGGGCGUUGGGGCCACGCAUGACCCACAUCCUGCAUCGGACCAUUGGCAACAGCAGCACUUCAAAGGCGAAUCAGCUGCUGCAAGGUCUGCAGUCGCACGAUGAAUCCCAGCAGCUGCAGGCAGCCAUCGAGAUGUGUCAAAUGCUGGUCAUGGGCAAUGAGGAUACGCUCGCCGGCUUUCCCGUCAAGCAGGUUGUACCGGCUCUCAUCCAGCUGCUGCGCAUGGAGCAUAAUUUCGAUAUCAUGAACAAUGCCUGCCGCGCUCUGGCCUACAUGCUGGAGGCACUGCCUCGGUCCGCCGGCACAGUCGUGGAGGCGGUGCCCGUCUUUCUGGAGAAACUACAGGUCAUUCAGUGCAUGGACGUGGCCGAACAGAGUCUAACCGCACUCGAGAUACUCUCGCGCCGUCACAACAAGGCCAUUCUGCAGGCGAACGGGAUCAGCGCCUGCCUGACGUAUUUGGACUUCUUCUCGAUUGUGGCGCAGCGUGCCGCCUUGUCCAUUACGGCCAAUUGCUGCCAGAACAUGCACGCCGAGGAGUUUCAUUUCGUGUCCGAGAGUCUGCCCCAGCUGGCCCGACUGUUGUCGCAGCAGGACAAAAAGUGUGUGGACAGCGUUUGCACUGCCUUCUGGCGUCUGGUCGAGAGUUUCCCACACGAUGGCAAACGACUGCAGCAGAUCGCCAGCCCCGAUCUGCUCAAGAACUGCCAGCAGCUGCUGGUGGUGACGCCGGCCAUACUCAAUACGGGCACCUUCACCAAUGUGGUGCGCAUGCUGAGCCUUAUGUGCGCCGCCUGCCCGGAUCUGGCCAUAUCGCUGCUGCGCAACGAUAUAGCCUCCACGCUGCUCUAUCUGCUCACCGGAAAUGCAGAGCCGGCGGAGGCCAGUGCCAAUCAUGUGGAUCUGGUGACACGUCCGCCGCUUGAACUGCUCGAGCUGACCUGUUUGAUUGGCGAGCUAAUGCCACGCCUGCCACUGGAUGGCAUCUUUGCGGUGGACGCUUUACUAGAUCGGCCCACACUCAAUACCCAGGACCAGGUGCAGUGGCAAUGGCGGGACGAUCGCGGAGCCUGGCACAAUUAUUCGACAAUCGAUUCGCGUCUAAUUGAGGCAGCGCACCAGAGCAGCGAAGAUGAGAUUAGCCUGAGCACAUUGGGACGCACCUAUACGGUCGACUUUCAUGCCAUGCAACAGAUCAACGAGGACACGGGCACCACUAGACCCGUCCAGCGCAAACUCAAUCCCAAUUAUGUGGCACCAGGCACCGCAACAGCAGCCGUUUCCGGUGGGCAGGAUUUGAGCACAACUGGAGCAGCAGCGGGGCGACGUCCCUCGUUGGACGCCAGGAUCGCAUGCCUGAAGGAGGAGCGCGGUCUGGCCGCCGAUUUUAUCAAGCACAUCUUUAACGUGCUGUACGAGGUGUACAGCUCGUCGGCGGGUCCCAAUGUGCGCUAUAAAUGCCUGCGCGCACUGCUGCGCAUGGUCUACUAUGCGACGCCGGAGCUGCUACGCCAGGUCCUCAAGUAUCAGCUGGUAUCCAGCCAUAUUGCCGGCAUGCUGGGCAGCAAUGAUUUGCGCAUCGUGGUCGGCGCUCUGCAAAUGGCUGAGAUUCUGAUGCGCCAGCUGCCCGAUGUGUUUGGUACGCAUUUCCGGCGCGAGGGCGUCAUCUAUCAGUUCACACAGUUAACCGAUCCCAGCAAUCCCAUAUGCGCCAAUCCCUCGCCCAAGCCGCUGAGCACCAGCGCCACGCCGACGGCAAAUGCUGGCGGAUCACAAAGCGCGCCCGCCUCGGCGAACAGCCUGCAGGUGAAUCCCUUCUUUAUGGACAAUGUGAGCGCCGGUUCGGCCGGCCCAACUGGUGGUGGUGGCGGCGGCGGCGGCUCCAGCAGCGCCAAUGCCACGCCCAGCAGCUCCAAGCAUCAAUCGUACAGCGUGAAGAGUUUCUCGCAUGCCAUGAACGCGCUCACUGCCAGCGCCAAUGCGCAACAGCAGGCGGCUGCUUUGGACGCAACUGGAGUCGCUGCUGGCUACAACUACAGCAGCUCGGCGCCUUGCUCCUCUGGAGCCACCGGCUCAGUGGCGCCAGCGCCCGCUGCCUACUUUGUGGCCGCGACAGCAACUGCUGAUCCACGCCAGUAUCUGAAUUUCCAGCAACCAGCUGCGCCGCUCGACCUGCUACCCAACACUGCAGCACAGCAGCAUCAGUUGCCUCCCACACAGAUCCAGCAGCAGCAGCAGAUGACUGUGGCCGUUGCUUCCACCAGCGCCGCAGCUGCCAACAACAACAGCAACAAUUGCUCCUCUUCGGCGCUGCAGCAUAAAAUGACGGACAUGCUGAAGCGCAAGGCGCCACCGAAGCGCAAAUCCCAGAGCAGCGGACGCGCCAAAUCCAGGCAGGAGGAUGCCGCCGCAGCAGCUGCGGCCGCCAGCUCGGCCAGUUCCGCCAUGCACGAGCUGCUCAGCCGUGCCACGAGCAUGAAUGCUGCCGCCGUGGCGGCCAGCAUUAGCAAGAGCAUCUCUCAUGCCAAUCUGAUGGCGGCCGCCAAUCGGGAGCGCGCCCGCCAAUGGGUGCGCGAGCAGGCCAUCGAUUUUGUCAAACGCUACACGGAGCAGGAGGCGCGCCGCAGCAAGGCACGCGAAAGCGACGCCGGCAACAGUGCCGCGGGCGGAGCAGCGCUUGGUGGAGCCGGUGGCUCCAACUGCGCAGCAUCGGCUGCCUCGGCAAGCACAUCGCUGGCCAGCACCAGCGUCCUGGAACGUCUGUCAAGCAUUCUGCUCAAGCUCAAUGGCAGCUAUCACGACUGCCUGGAUGCGCUGCUCGAGCUGAAGACCAUACUGCUGGAGAGCGACAUCUCGCCGUUCGAGGUGAAUCACUCUGGUCUGAUCAAGGCCAUGCUCAACUACAUGACCAGCGAAUCGGGUCUGGUGGAGCGCGAUGCGCGUCUGCGCAGUUUUAUGCACGUCUUUGCCGGGCUGCCGCUGGAGCCGUUGCUUCAGAAUGUGGGCCAGCUGCCGGCCAUCGAGCCGCUCGCCUUUGGCGCCUUUGUGGCCAAGCUGAAUGGCUGUGUCACUCAGCUGGAACAGUUUCCGGUCAAGGUGCACGACUUCCAGGCCGGACCCGGCGGGCGCACCAAUCAGAGCGCGCUGCGCUUCUUCAAUACGCAUCAGCUGAAGUGCAAUCUGCAGCGUCAUCCUCAGUGCAGCAAUCUGCGUCAAUGGAAGGGCGGCACCGUCAAAAUCGAUCCCCUGGCCAUGGUACAGGCCAUCGAACGGUAUCUGGUGGUGCGCGGAUAUGGCGGCAUACGCGCCGACUCAGACGAUGACAGCGAGGAGGAUAUGGACGAUAAUGUCGCCGCCGUCGUGAUGACUCAGUCGGGUUUCAAGCACAAGCUACAGUUUCUCAUUGGCGAGCAUGUGCUGCCCUACAACAUGACCGUCUACCAGGCGGUCAAACAGUUUUCGCCGCUGGUCAACGAGCAGCACGAGACGGACAACGAGUCCGAGAUGCUGCAACAGCAGCAUUUGGGUGCAGCAGCACACCAUCUACUAUCGUCCCGUCGAGGAGGAGCUGCUCGCCGCCGGCGGCUCUGGUGCCAACAGCUCCUGUAG
Messenger RNA from Drosophila novamexicana, 5320 nucleotides. RefSeq names its product E3 ubiquitin-protein ligase TRIP12 (gene ctrip). Gene Ontology annotation, biological process: regulation of double-strand break repair; protein polyubiquitination; proteasome-mediated ubiquitin-dependent protein catabolic process. Gene Ontology annotation, molecular function: ubiquitin protein ligase activity; zinc ion binding. Gene Ontology annotation, cellular component: nuclear speck. The record is from RefSeq and is a predicted model, not a curated record. The transcript has 10 exons. NCBI's taxonomy places the organism in Eukaryota, Metazoa, Arthropoda, Insecta, Diptera, Drosophilidae. Bases 125 to 5320 code for a protein of 1731 amino acids.